GUGGUGAAGGGUAUAAAUGCAGCCAGCCGAAGGGCCCCUAGUACUGCACGGCUCCCAAGAUCCUGUGCAAGUCUCUUUAAGAUGAAGCUGCCAGGCCAAGAGGAGUUUGAAGGUCCUGGCACUCAUGAAAAUGUCCUUGCAGAGGAAGUGGACAGUGGCCCUGAUGGUCCCUCAGACACGGACAAUGGGGAGUCAGGGGUAUCCAAGGACCCUCUACUCUUCAUUCAACUGAAUGAGCUGCUGGGCUGGCCCCAUGCUCUGGAGUGGAGAGAGACAGGCAGGUGGUUGCUGUUUGAGGAAAAGCUGGAGAUGGAUGCAGGCCGGUGGAGUGCCCCCCAUGUGCCUACCCUGGCACUACCUAGCCUCCAGAAGCUUCGAACCCUGAUGGCUGAGGGUAUCAUACUGCUAGACUGUCAAGCUGGGAGCCUCCUGGAGCUUGUGGAGCAGGUCAUCAGUGGGGAGUCACUGAGCCCAGAACUGAGAGGACAGCUUCAGGCCUUGCUUAUGCAGAGACCCCAGCACCACAUCCAGGCCACAGGCAUCAGGCCUUGCAGAGGGUCUGCUGCCUUUGGAAAUGCUUCUCAUGAUGAGGAUGUCCCCCUGAAGCACCAGAACCCUUUGAGACAGAAGCUGCCGGAAGGAGCUGAGGCGGCAGCUGUGUUGGCAGGAGAGCUGGGCUUCCUGGCACGGCCGCUAGGGGCCUUCGUAAGACUGCGGAAUCCAGUGGUGCUGGAGCCUCUUACCGAGGUGUUCUUGCCCAGCAGGUUUUUCUGCCUCCUCUUGGGCCCUCCCACCCUGGGAAGGAGCUACCAUGAAAUGGGUCGGGCAGCAGCUGUCCUCCUCAGUGACCCGCAAUUCCAGUGGUCAGUUCGUCGGGCAAGCAAUAUUCAUGACCUUCUGGCAGCCCUGGAUGCCUUCCUACAGGAGGUGACAGCUCUACCCCCAGGUCGGUGGGACCGGACAGCCCGGAUUCCCCCACCCAAACGCCUACCUUCUCAGCACAAAAGACUCCCCUCGGAACUGCAGGAGGUCACCGGCCUCUCCUUCCAGAGUGCGGCCCUGUCGGAGGACAAGCACCACCAUGCGCCGCACCCACCCAGCCCAGAACUGCAAAGGACCGGCAGGCUCUUUGGGGGUCUUAUUCAGGACGUGCGCCGGAAGGCAUGCUGGUACCCCAGCGAUUUCUUGGACGCCCUACACCCCCAGUGUUUCUCAGCUGUGCUCUACAUUUACCUGGCCACAGUCACGAACGCCAUCACUUUUGGGGGUCUGCUGGGAGAUGUCACUGAAGGUGCCCAGGGAGUACUGGAGAGUUUCCUGGGCACUGCAGUGGCUGGAGCUGCCUUCUGCCUGAUGGCAGGACAGCCCCUUACCAUCCUCAGCAGCACUGGGCCAGUGCUGGUAUUUGAGCGCCUACUCUUUUCUUUUAGCAGAGAUUACAACCUGGACUACCUGCCCUUCCGCCUGUGGGUAGGCAUCUGGGUGGCCGCAUUUUGCCUGGCACUGGUGGCUACAGAGGCCAGCUUGCUGGUGCGUUACUUCACCCGAUUCACAGAGGAAGGAUUCUGUGCUCUCAUCAGCCUCAUCUUCAUUUAUGAUGCCGUGGGGAAAAUGCUAAAUUUGGUCCAUGCCUAUCCCAUCCAAAGGCCAGGAUCGCCUGCCUAUGGUUGCUUCUGUCAAUACCCAGGCCCAGGAGGAAAUGCAUCUGAGUGGACAAGUACAAAGCCUGAAGACACAGAUGAUGUCCUAAGCAUGCACCUAGGCCUGGUCAACGCAUCCUUGCUGCCUCCACCUGACUGCAUCCAGCAAGGAGGCUCUCCCCGCGGCCCCAGCUGUCACACAGUGCCAGACAUCGCCUUCUUCUCCUUUCUCCUCUUCUUUACUUCUUUCCUUUGUGCCAUUGCCCUCAAGCAUGUGAAGAACAGCCGCCUCUUCCCCUCUGUGGUGCGCAAGGUGUUCAGCGACUUUUCCUCAGUCCUGGCUAUCCUGCUGGGCUGUGGCCUUGACGCCUUUCUGGGCCUAGCCACACCGAAGCUCUUGGUGCCCACAGAAUUUAAGCCUACACUCCCUGGGCGUGCCUGGCUGGUGUAUCCUUUUGGAGCUAACCCCUGGUGGCUGAGUGUGGCAGCAGCCUUGCCUGCUCUGCUGCUGUCUAUUCUUAUCUUCAUGGACCAGCAGAUCACAGCAGUCAUCCUCAAUCGCGCAGAAUACAGGCUGCAGAAGGGAGCUGGCUUCCACCUGGACCUCUUCUGUGUAGCUGUAUUGAUGCUGUUCACAUCAGCGCUUGGGCUGCCCUGGUAUGUCUCAGCCACUGUCAUCUCCUUGGCCCACAUGGAUAGUCUUCGGAGAGAGAGCAAAGCCUGUGUCCCUGGUGAAGCCCCCCACUUUCUGGGUAUCAGGGAGCAGAGGCUGACGGGUUUGGUGGUGUUCAUGCUCACAGGCGUCUCCAUCUUCCUGGCUCCUGUGCUCAAGUUCAUCCCGAUGCCCGUGCUCUACGGCAUCUUCCUGUACAUGGGGGUAGCAGCACUCAGCAGCAUCCAGUUCAUGAAGAGAGUGCAGCUGCUGUUGAUGCCGACAAAACAUCAGCCGGACAUGCUGCUCCUGCGGCACGUGCCUCUGGGCAGAGUUCACCUAUUCACAGCCGUCCAGCUUGCCUGCCUGGGUCUGCUUUGGCUAAUCAAAUCUACCCCUGCAGCCAUUAUCUUCCCACUCAUGUUACUGGGCCUGGUGGGAGUCCGGAAGGCACUGGAGUGGGUCUUUUCGCCACAGGAACUCCUCUGGCUGGAUGAGCUCAUGCCAGAGGAGGAGAGGAACAUUCCUGAGAAGCGGCUGGAGCCGGAGCACUUGUUCAGUGGAGAUGACAGCGAAGAUUCCGAACUGAUGUAUCAGCCAAAGGCCCCAGAAAUCAACAUCUCUGUGAACUAGCUGGAGUCAAGAGUGUGGAGACCCCGGGAAACACACACAAGGUGAGCGU
This is a messenger RNA of Acomys russatus (golden spiny mouse), 2974 nucleotides long. It is a transcript of the gene Slc4a9, whose product is annotated as solute carrier family 4 member 9. Gene Ontology annotation, molecular function: monoatomic anion transmembrane transporter activity; solute:inorganic anion antiporter activity; sodium:bicarbonate symporter activity. The transcript is spliced from 21 exons. NCBI's taxonomy places the organism in Eukaryota, Metazoa, Chordata, Mammalia, Rodentia, Muridae. The coding region runs from base 82 to 2925 and encodes 947 amino acids. Gene Ontology annotation, biological process: monoatomic anion transport; transmembrane transport; regulation of intracellular pH. Gene Ontology annotation, cellular component: plasma membrane; basolateral plasma membrane. The record is from RefSeq and is a predicted model, not a curated record.